Messenger RNA from Malaclemys terrapin pileata, 4449 nucleotides. It is a transcript of the gene CNMD, whose product is annotated as chondromodulin. Gene Ontology annotation, cellular component: extracellular region. NCBI's taxonomy places the organism in Eukaryota, Metazoa, Chordata, Testudines, Emydidae. The transcript is spliced from 7 exons. The record is from RefSeq and is a predicted model, not a curated record. Bases 259 to 1305 code for a protein of 348 amino acids. Gene Ontology annotation, biological process: negative regulation of endothelial cell proliferation; respiratory gaseous exchange by respiratory system; negative regulation of angiogenesis.
CGCAGAGUUACGCUGCCCGGCGGGCGGCAGCAGCCUGGGGCCCCGGGAGUUGAUUGAAACCCUGCUCGGGUUGAGGCCGGUCGCUCCGGCCCCGCAGGGCAGCAGCGUUCAAAGGGGGCCAUUGUAUCCCCAGCCUGGCGCUGCGGCUGGGGCGGGAGGCGCGCCUGGGGGCGGGGAGGGGCUGUGUGCAGCCGAGCCUGGCCGUGCCUCGCCCGCUGGGGCCACAGGAGCUCCGGGUCCAGACGUGCGCGGGCAGCCAUGGCCGAGAGCGCGGAGAAAGUGCCCAUCGCCCUGGCGGGGCCGGAGGACGUGGAGCGGAGCCUGCCGCCGGCCUACACGGCGGUGCCGGUGAAACCCUCCAGCCCCGGGCGGCUGCUGAAGAUCGGGGCCGUGGUGCUCAUCGCCGGAGCCCUGCUGCUCCUGUGCGGAGCCAUCGGCGCCUUCUACUUCUGGAAGGGGAGCGACCGGCACAUUUACAAUGUCCAUUAUACUAUGAGUAUUAAUGGAAAAUUACAAGAGGGAUCAAUGGAAAUAGAUUCUGGGAACAACCUAGAGACCUUUAAAACUGGAAGUGGAAAUGAAGAGGCUAUAGAAGUUCAUGAUUUCCAGAUAGGCAUAACUGGAAUCCGUUUUGCUGGAGGAGAGAAAUGCUACAUUAAAGCACAAGCUAAAGCUCACAUCCCUGAUGUCAAUGCCAUGACUAAAGAAAGCCUCUCGUUUGAUCUGGAAGAUGAAAUUAUGCCAGUUAAAUUUGAUGAAAAUUCCCUUAUCUGGGUGGCUGCAGAUCAGCCUGUAAAGGAUAACAGCUUCCUAAGUCCCCAAAUUUUAGAGCUUUGUGGCGAUCUUCCUAUUUUCUGGCUUCGACCAACAUAUCCAAAAGACAGCCAGAGAAAGAAGCGCGAAAUCAAGAGAAAAAUACGUCAAGCUCAAUCAAACUUUGAUCUGGACCAAAUUGAAGCUACUGCUGACAUCGUAAAUACCAGGUCACCUAGUACCCAGCCUGUUCAAAAACCGGAACGCCAAUCUAACGCCACUGGUCCCAGUGAGCAAGAUUCUAGUUCAACCUUUAAUCCAGAAAAUCCGUAUCAUCAACUUGAAGGCGAAGGGAUGACUUUUGACCCAAUGCUGGACCAUGAAGGUGUGUGCUGUAUUGAAUGUAGACGAAGUUACACACAAUGCCAGAGAAUUUGUGAACCUCUCAUGGGCUAUUACCCAUGGCCCUAUAACUACCAAGGAUGUCGUUCUGCCUGCCGAAUUAUUAUGCCCUGCAGCUGGUGGGUUGCCCGUAUCUUGGGUGUCGUGUGAGAUGGAGCGUUCAGAUCGUUGAUGAAAUAAGCAGGAGCCUGACAAACUGAUAAAAGACUACAGCCAAAGCCGCAUUACCAAUCUCAGCAUUUAAAACAUGUUAAUGUAUCAAAAUGAGGUCAUUCUAGAUGUAAAUAAAUAAAACCUUUAAUUAAUAUUUCAUUAGCUUUACAAAUGCUGAGCAUAACUUGUAUGCUUCUAGCAAACUGUACACUAAAACCUACUGAAUGUGGAAUUUCAGACUCCCCAAAACAGAUUAUAGUAACUGCUUAUGAUUUAGUUGAGCAGUAUAGACACUUGCUUAUAAAUUCAAAUUCAGCAUCUCAUGACAGAGACCUUUGUUCUGAAAUAAAUGUGAAAAUUUACGUCCAAUUAGGUGACUAGCUAAACUUGUGCUCUUGGGAGAACCUUUCAACCAUGUAGCUCACUUAAAUAAAUCACAAGUGAAGUUGCUCCUGUUGGUGUUCAUACAGCAUUCCCAGAUCAUUAUGAACAGUUAUAGACCAAUUACAGCAUACCUUUCCCACAAAGCUGCCCUGGGGGAUGGAGGAAUAUGCAUAUUAUGUCAGAAUCAAAACAAAUGGCAAGAAAAAGGGGCUGCUGAAUGGAACUUACAUGGUGAGGAAAUCAAAAUGCUUUGUGCAUCAGCACUUCAGAGUAGCCCUAGUGUCCAAAAUCUUGUAUCACUGGUACUAACAAGUGUCAGCUCUAUAAGACUAUUAGAAGGUAAUUACACAUAGCUGUAGACUAAAUAGCCUUAAGGCACAGUAUAAUCAGAACCCACAACAGCCACUCUACGUCUACAUCCACAAACCAUAAACAUUCAAGGCCAUGCUGUGAGCCCUUUAUCCCUCCUUGGGGAGCAGUUUCUCAUACAAGUAGUUCCAUUGGCUUCAGUGGGACUAGUUAUGCAAGUAACUGCUCGCCACUGGAAAUAAAGGACUCACUGUCUAGCCCUCAGUGUUUAAGCAGGCAGUGAUGGGGCUUGCUCCCGCACAGUGCUAAGCAGCUCCCUAGUGACGUUCCUGGGAGCUGAAACACUUGCCGGAUGGGUAGUGAUUUAUGAUUUUUACCUUUAAAUAACACCAGGUCAAAUUAUGCCUUCCUUACUCACACUGGGUAGGACUUGAACAGUCCUAUCAAAAUUGAUGGGACUACUCGCAGAGUAAAGUACUCCCUGUCAUGAAGGAGGCCACAAUCUUGCCUUGAAUUCGGAGGCUGAAGUAGUUGUGGUUGCAAAUGCACCUGUUCUGACACAUAGCUAACCUAGUUCUAACACUGCUUGCCAGGAACAGAAGAGGAGGAAUAAUUUGACAUGCUGGUGGUUAAAAAAAAAAAAAAUUGCAUGAAAAAUAAACAGCCUAUCUAAAAAGCAAAAUGUUAAAUGAGGAAGGUAGAAUGAGUGCAGAAUAAAUUUGAUAUCUUAUUGGCUAUUCAAAUGAUCACUUUUUACAUUAACUUCCCUCCCCGCCUUAGUAUGGGAAAAACAGAACUUUUUAAAACAAAUUCUGCUUGAAAGAUGUAACUGAAGAUUCUUUGAUGUAAUUUUAAGGUCUGUUAAACUUGAGGUUGGCUUUUAAAUCAAGAUUAACCCUGAUCAUUGUGCGUGUUUUAAAAGCACAGCACUUGUACACUGAGGCAUAAAGGUGAUUUUUCCCCCCUAAAUAAAUAAUUUUUAUUGCAGAUUAAAGAAAGGUGUGUGUAAAAAAUGUUCCUCUUUUUUCGUGCUUGUUUAAAAAGUGUGUGUGCUCGGCAGUUACCUCCAAAUGUGUAGUCAAAAAUAUAGGAGGAUGGGGAAGAGCAAACUCAGCACCAGAGGGGAAGGCAAGUAGAAGGCACAUAUUGUGCAUGAAGUGCAAGUUGGUAGCUGUGCUGGAGGAAAAGAUUCUUAGAAGAUUGGGCAGGGAUGGUGUCUCUAGCCUCUGUUUGCCAGAAACUGGGAAUGGGCGACAGGAUGGAUCACAUGAUGAUUACCUGUUCCGUUCAUUCCCUCUGGGACACCUGGCACUGGUUACUGUCGGAAAACGGGAUACUGGGCUAGAUGGACCUUUGGUCUGACCUAGUAUGGCCGUUCUUAUGUUAGAUUGGAGGGGCAAGUAGAGAUGUUGCUGAAAAUUAGAGAAGUAGAGACGUUCCUUGACAAACAGGUCAAGACACACCAGUACCUCAGAUUCAAGGAAGAAAAAAAGCUCAGAAUCAGAGAGAGAGAGAGAAAGUCAGACAGGAGACUUGGCAGUUGUAACCAUCAGAGGCAAGAGGUCACUGGUGUUUUACUCAGCUUCAGAGAGACAAGGAUGGGCAGGCUGCAGCCACCAGAGAGAAGAGGACCAGGAGGAAUUCCGCAAAGCUAAAAGUUUCCAAUUGACACCAGAGCCUCAACAUGGACACUGUGGAAGAUACUGUGAUACUAUGUACCUCAAAGCAGCACCCUGGAACCUCCAUAUUCACCGUGAUAGUAUUGUUUUUUUUGGUACAAAGUAUGCUUGUAAGGUAUCAUUUUGUAACUCUUGAUCUGUUGAACAAUAAUAACCUGUUGGAUUGCAUGUACUAUCAUUUUAUGUGAAGUUAUGAAGUAUUACUAUAUGUUGUGAGGUUGGGAACACCCACAACCAGCCUUUCAGUUACAACAGAGGAGUAGCCAUCACUAGCCAGAUGUUCAUUAAUGACUUAACACACAAUCCACUAUCCCAGAGGCUUCUUGGAGAAUACUCGUACACAAUGGAGACUGCUUGACUAAUGGGGACUCUCUGACCCCCUUGUCACAGCAAGGAUCUUUCUAACAGCUGGAAGAAGGUAUAAAGAGAAAGGAAGUGACAUCAUCACUUGGCCUCUCCCUCCCUCCCCUCCCCGCCAAUCUUAAUACCUGGAGGAAUGUCUGGAGGAAAGAGACUUUGAACUGGGGAAGAGUGAUCCCAGACUGGAAAGGGAGUCCAGUCGGUGUAUUGAGGAAAUGUAACCUGCUUGUACCAUCUGUCAGGUGAGAAAAGCUGUCCGAUUCAACUCUUGCUUAGACUAAAAGUUUAGGAUUUAGAAAGCGUGUUUACUUUUUAUUUUCUUAAGGUAACUCUCCCUGACCUUUAUGCCUACCACUUAUAAUCACUUCAAAUCUAUCUUUCUGCAGUUAAUAAACUAAUUUUAAUGUUU